This is a messenger RNA of Rhinocladiella mackenziei CBS 650.93, 1659 nucleotides long. RefSeq lists its product as uncharacterized. Gene Ontology annotation, cellular component: membrane. The coding region runs from base 1 to 1659 and encodes 552 amino acids. The transcript has 4 exons. Lineage: Eukaryota; Fungi; Ascomycota; Eurotiomycetes; Chaetothyriales; Herpotrichiellaceae. Gene Ontology annotation, molecular function: carbohydrate:proton symporter activity. The record is from RefSeq and is a predicted model, not a curated record. Gene Ontology annotation, biological process: transmembrane transport; carbohydrate transport.
AUGUCCCGUCAAGGCUCUCUCAAUCUCAGGACUACCGACGAUGUCAACCGUAUUGAAGCCCCCGUCACGUGGAAGGCGUAUCUAAUGUGCGCUUUCGCAUCGUUCGGUGGUAUCUUCUUCGGUUAUGAUUCUGGUUACAUCAAUGGUGUCAAUGGAUCCGACAUCUUUAUUCACAAGGUCGAAGGACCUGAUCGAGAUGCCUUGACCUCGUCCCACCAAUCCCUUAUCGUCUCUAUCUUGUCGGCCGGUACCUUCUUCGGUGCUCUUAUUGGUGGCGACAUGGCCGACUUCAUUGGCCGCAAAUGGACCGUUAUCCUGGGCUGCUUUAUCUACAUUAUCGGUGUGGUGAUCCAAAUGAUUACUGGUGAGGGUGAUGCUCUUGCUGCAAUUGUCACCGGUCGUCUGGUGGCUGGUAUUGGUGUUGGUUUCGAAAGCGCCAUUGUCAUCCUCUACAUGAGUGAAAUUUGCCCCAGAAAAGUCCGAGGCGCUCUUGUCGCAGGCUACCAAUUCUGUAUCACCAUCGGUAUCAUGCUCGCAUCAAUCGUUGUCUACGCUACUGAGGAUCGCGACGAUACCGGCUCAUAUAGAAUCCCCAUUGCCAUUCAAUUCGCCUGGGCUCUGAUCCUGGGUGGUGGCCUUAUGACUCUUCCCGAUUCGCCACGGUACUUUGUCAAAAAGGGCCGACUUGAAGACGCUUCGAUCUCGCUCUCCAGACUACGUGGUCAACCUCGUGAUUCAGAAUACAUCCAAGUUGAACUGGCGGAAAUCGUAGCCAACGAGGAGUACGAGCGUGCUAUCAUCCCCGACAGUGGCUGGUUCUCUUCCUGGUACAAUUGCUUCAAGGGAGGCCUCUGGGUACAGAAGUCGAAUCUGCGUCGUACUAUUCUGGGCACUUCUUUGCAAAUGAUGCAACAAUGGACUGGCGUGAACUUUAUCUUCUACUACUCAACUCCAUUUUUGCAAUCCACCGGGGCCAUCGACAAUACUUUCCUCAUCUCGCUCAUCUUCACCCUGGUGAAUGUGUGCUCCACACCACUCUCUUUCUGGGCGGUGGAGAAGUUUGGCCGUCGUCCUCUCUUGAUAUGGGGUGCCCUGGGCAUGCUGAUCUGUCAGUUCUUAGUGGCCAUUGUUGGAGUUACUGUGGGAUUCAACUAUACUCACCCUGACCCUAACGAUCCCGAUGUCAGCCUUGCCGACAACAUCCCUGCCGUGAACGCGCAGAUUGCAUUCAUUGCCAUCUUCAUCUUCUUUUUCGCUUCGACCUGGGGGCCAGGUGCCUGGAUUGUCAUUGGUGAAAUCUUCCCCCUACCCAUCCGCUCUCGUGGCGUCGCUUUGUCCACUGCGUCGAACUGGCUCUGGAAUACUAUUAUUGCGGUCAUCACUCCCUACAUGGUCGGUGAGGAUCACGGAGAUUUGAAAUCAUCCGUCUUUUUCGUCUGGGGUGGCCUAUGCACCGCUGCGUUUGUCUAUUCGUAUUUCCUCGUUCCCGAGACCAAAGGCCUCACUCUCGAGCAAGUCGACAAGAUGAUGGAAGAGUGCACGCCCCGAACUUCGUCCAAAUGGAAGCCUACCACCACUUUCGCUCAAACCAUGGCCAAAGAUGGCGUUUUGGAGAAAGGUAUUGUGCAAGCUGUCGAGAGAAAAGGGUCCGCAUUCUAG